Molecule: messenger RNA, 940 nt
Organism: Drosophila innubila
Lineage: Eukaryota; Metazoa; Arthropoda; Insecta; Diptera; Drosophilidae
Exons: 3
Coding region: 57-896 (279 amino acids)
Source: RefSeq, a predicted model, not a curated record
AUCGAUGAUUUUAUAGUUUGACAGUUGGCAGCGGUUAAAUAGUUUAUGAUUUUCAAAUGCAGCGAUUUUUUCAAAUUUUUGGUUCACAGAAAUGCUCAGUGAUAGGCAUGAUACACGUGGAUGCGCUGCCAGGCACGCCGCGUUAUGCCGGCAAUUGGCAACAAACCAUACAAAAGGCCACCUAUGAGGCACAGAUGUACAAGAAACACGGUGUGGAUGCCGUGCUCAUCGAGAAUAUGCAUGACAAGCCGUAUGUGCUCAACUGCCAGCUGGGCAUUGAGAUUGUGGCCUGCCUGACGCGUCUGGGCCAAGCUGUGAGAGAAGUUCUGCCCCAGGGAGUACCUUGUGGUAUCCAGGUGCUAGCCUGUGGCAACAAGCAGGCACUGGCCAUUGCCAAGGCCAGUCAAUUGCAGUUUGUGCGCGCCGAGGGAUUCGUUUUUGGCCAAGUGGCUAAUGUGGGUUACAUCGAUGCCUGUGCUGGCAAUCUGCUGCGUUAUCGCAAGCAGAUCGAUGCCGAGCAUGUCCUGGUCUUUACGGAUCUCAAGUUCAGUUCACAUGCCAUCACGGCGGAUCUUAGUUUACGGGAUACAGCAAAGGCAGCACAUUUCUUUCAUACGGAUGGCAUUGUCAUGACCAACAACAUUCCAGGACAGCCAGUCAGUCACAAGGAUAUGCAGGAUGUGCUGUCGGGCAAAGUGCAGGUGCCACUGCUCAUUGGCUCUGGCAUCACCAAGGACAACAUAACGCAAUACUACCAUGAUGUCCAGGGCGUCAUCAUUGGCUCACACUUUAAGGUUGACGGCGAUUGGCGCAAUGAAAUCUCCAAUUAUCAAGUGGAGAACUUUAUGCACCGCAUCUGUAAUCUGCGGGAGCGCGACAAGUACACUUGUUAUUAGUUAAUACAUGAUUUUAUUGUGUAAAUAAAUGCAUUAGAGUACAA